AAAAUGUACGCUUCUCCACAUAAUUUCUGGGCAAAUUCUGCCCAUUGUGGAUUCUCCGUACACACUUUCUCUCUCCUCCUUACACCACCACAAAAAUAUUCACAAGUUACAGUUGCUUAUUACUUCUAAUCUUAAACUAAUUUACUGCUAACUAUGAAGAAUAUGAGUUAAUCAUUAUGCAUUUAUGAUUUAUGCUCAUAAUUUUUGUUAAUUAUGGCGGAUUCUAUGGUCUUUUCUCAUUGCUUCAAGGGUUCUGAAUUCACAUAUAAGAAGAUUUUCAAUAAAACCCCCUCUACUGAAAACUCAAGUUUUCGUAGAUAUUCGUUUCAGUUAUUAUCUUCCAGGGAUCGUCUAUUCCAUCGGCCAUCAUACAGCAGCUAUCCAAGGUUACAAGAAAGUUAUGUUACAAGAACCGGAUGGGAGAAAUUGUCAACAUCAGUUCCAGCAAAUUUUAGUCAUAGAAAAUUAUUCUUUUCAGGCUCUAGAACAGGUGACAGCAAAAGAUUUCAGUUGCAUGCUGUGGUUGAUGUAGCCAGUGCUGUUGAUGUCAUUAAUGACUUGGGGUUGGAUACCUUGACAUUCUUGGUGGUUACUGUCGUUAUUGUCCCUGUAUUCAGAACUAUAAGGGCUAGCCCUAUACUUGGAUUCUUUUUUGCUGGCGUUGUUCUAAAUCAAUUUGGCCUCAUCAGAAAUCUUACUGAUGUUAAAGUUCUCUCAGAGUGGGGUAUCCUUUUCCUGCUUUUUGAGAUGGGUUUAGAGCUUUCACUUGCGCGAUUGAAGGCUCUUGCUAUAUUUGCUUUUGGUAUUGGAUUGCCUCAGGUUCUGUUGUCCACACUUGCUUUCUCGGCAUUUGAGCUUCCUCCAAAUGAGGCAAUCGGGACUAAACUUUUGAUGUUUUUGUUUCAUUCACGGCCCGAUUUGGUUAACAUCAGGAGUAUUGAUGAGGCUAUAGUCAUAGGUGCUGCUCUAUCAUUGUCAUCGUCUGCCUUUGUUUUACAGCUUCUUGCUGAGAAGGGUGAGCUUCCAACAAGAUUUGGCUCAGCUACUUUGGGCAUUCUGCUGCUUCAGGAUAUAGCAGUUGUCCCUCUCUUGGUGGUACUCCCGGUGUUAGAAGGCCAGAAUUUAGGAGAGCAAAGCAUAUGGCCUAUGCUUGUCAAUGAAAGUCUGAAAGCUUUACUCGGACUUGGAUUGCUCUCUCUUGGAGGGAAAUUCCUUCUGAGGCGAAUCUUUGAGGUUGUUGCAGAAACAAGGAGCUCAGAAGCUUUUAUUGCUCUUUGCUUACUUACAGUUGCUGGGACUUCACUUGUUACGCAAAAGCUUGGCUUCAGUGACACGCUCGGAGCUUUUUUGGCUGGUGCCAUACUGGCAGAGACAAAUUUCAGGACACAAAUUGAAGCUGAUAUAAGACCAUUCCGGGGUUUACUUCUAGGAUUGUUCUUCGUCACCACAGGAACUUCUAUUGAUAUGCAGCUUCUUUCCCGAGAAUGGCCUAAUGUUCUCGCGCUCUUGGGUGGCCUGAUUGCUAUUAAGACCACGAUAAUUACAGUCCUAGGUCCCCGGGUUGGACUAACCUUACGAGAAAGCGUAAGAAUAGGAUUUCUUUUGUCCCAAGGAGGUGAAUUUGCAUUUGUGGUUUUCUCUCUAGCAAAUAGGCUGGGAGUUUUACCUCUUGAGCUCAACAAACUUCUCAUAAUUGUUGUUGUGCUAUCAAUGGCACUGACGCCUUUUCUUAAUGAACUUGGACGGCAAGCUGCUGAUUUUGUUGCUGAAAAAUUUGAAGCGGACAUUAAAGCUGCAGAUAGCUUGAACUAUGAUGUUAGUGAACCAGUGGUUAUUCUUGGAUUUGGACAAAUGGGUCAGGUCCUUGCAAACUUUUUGUCAGCACCAUUGGCAUCGGGUGCAGAUGGUGAAGCUGCGGGUUGGCCAUAUGUUGCUUUUGAUCUUAAUCCUUCCGUUGUCGAGUCAGCCAAGAAGCUUGGGUUUCCAGUCCUAUACGGCGAUGGAUCUAGACCGACAGUUUUGCAGUCCGCCGGCAUAUCUUCUCCUAAAGCUGUUUUAGUCAUGUAUCCGGAUAAGAGCAAGGCAAUCAAUGCAGUUGAAAGCAUUCGACUCACAUUUCCAUCGGUCCCAAUAUAUGCUAGAGCCCAAGAUCUUCAGCAUCUGUUGGAUUUGAAAAAAUCAGGUGCAACUGAGGCAAUUAUUGAGAAUGCAGAGACAAGUUUACAGCUCGGCUCCAAGCUUCUUAAAGGAUUCGGUGUAAUGUCUGAUGAUGUAGAUUUCCUGAGUCAACUUGUCCGAAAUUCCAUGGAGAUUAAUGCUCAAGACACAGUGAACAAAACUAAAGAUCAAGAAUACAGUGUAAUGCAGCCUGUGCAGGUUCGAGUUACAGAUUUGAUCACUCCAAAAUCAACGGGAGUUGCUGAUACUGAUGAUAGCUUUUCGGAUUCAGUUCAGCUGAGUGAAGAUGAUGUUUCAGACGUUGAGGACGAUGGUGUCUCUUAUUUGAAAAUGGGCAGUGAGAACAAUUCAGUGAUUAAAGGCGAAGAGAGUGAUAAUCUUUCCCUCAAGUCCCCAAAUGACAGGAUGUGAAAAAUCAGACAAAUUUUGUACAUGAUGUUGUAUUGUUUUGUGAUUAAUGUACUUCUAUUACUAUUCUUAUACAAUUAUAGAGUUUCUCCGGAAUGUAACUUUUUCAUGAUGAUUUUAUUAUUGCGACCAAUGUAGGAUAAGAUACAAUGAUGGAAUUAUUUUGAUGUAAAUAGUGAAAAUCUUAAACUUUAUAUUGAUUUUGUCUUUCAGUUUGCCUAAAAACUUCGUUUAGGCAAGUAAGAAAGGCGCAUAAUUAUGAUAAA
Chenopodium quinoa (quinoa) is the source of this 2852-nucleotide messenger RNA. Its product is annotated as K(+) efflux antiporter 3, chloroplastic-like. Gene Ontology annotation, molecular function: antiporter activity. The transcript is spliced from 19 exons. The record is from RefSeq and is a predicted model, not a curated record. Gene Ontology annotation, biological process: potassium ion transport; proton transmembrane transport. The coding region runs from base 214 to 2589 and encodes 791 amino acids. Gene Ontology annotation, cellular component: membrane; chloroplast. NCBI's taxonomy places the organism in Eukaryota, Viridiplantae, Streptophyta, Magnoliopsida, Caryophyllales, Amaranthaceae.